Molecule: messenger RNA, 916 nt
Organism: Condylura cristata (star-nosed mole)
Lineage: Eukaryota; Metazoa; Chordata; Mammalia; Eulipotyphla; Talpidae
Gene: CERS1
Product: ceramide synthase 1
Exons: 7
Coding region: 112-870 (252 amino acids)
Biological process (GO): ceramide biosynthetic process
Cellular component (GO): membrane
Molecular function (GO): sphingosine N-acyltransferase activity
Source: RefSeq, a predicted model, not a curated record
CUGCUGGCUCUCGGUGCGCUCGGCUGGACUGCGCUGCGCUCCGCGGCCACCGCGCGCCUCUUUCGGCCCCUGGCUAAGCGGUGCCACCUCCAGCCUAAGGAUGCCGCCAAGAUGCCGGAGAGUGCCUGGAAGUUCCUCUUCUACCUGGGUGCAUGGAGCUACAGUGCCUACCUUCUCUUUGGCACUGACUACCCCUUCUUUCAUGACCCGCCCUCCAUUUUCAAAGACUGGACGUCAGGCAUGGCAGUACCACAGGACAUUGCAGUCGCCUACCUGCUGCAGGGAAGCUUCUAUGGUCAUUCCAUCUACGCUACGCUGUACAUGGAUGCCUGGCGCAAGGACUCAGUGGUCAUGCUCAUCCACCACGUGGUCACCCUGGUCCUCAUCGUCUCCUCCUAUGCCUUCCGGUAUCACAACGUGGGCAUCCUUGUGCUCUUCCUGCACGAUAUCAGCGAUGUGCAGCUGGAGUUCACUAAGCUCAACGUCUACUUCAAGUCCCGGGGCGGCUCCACUCACCGGGUGCACGCGCUGGUGGCAGACCUGGGGUGCGUCAGCUUCAGCCUCAGCUGGUUCUGGUUCCGUCUCUACUGGUUUCCACUCAAGGUCCUAUAUGCCACAUGCCACUGCAGCCUGCGCUCAGUGCCCGACAUCCCCUUCUACUUCUUCUUUAAUGCACUCUUGCUGUUGCUCACCCUCAUGAACCUCUACUGGUUUCUGUACAUCGUGGCUUUUGCUGCCAAGGUGCUCACUGGCCAGAUGAAUGAACUAAAGGAUGUACGGGACUACGACUCCGCAGAGGCACCAAGCCCCAAGCCCAGCAAAGCCGAGAAACCGCUGAGGAACGGGCUGGUGAAGGACAAGCUCUUUUGAACCCAUCCACCCCCACCCGCACCCUCCUGAGUCCCGGAUCAACCAC